Geodia barretti is the source of this 1990-nucleotide messenger RNA. The record is from the annotation of a GenBank genome assembly. Lineage: Eukaryota; Metazoa; Porifera; Demospongiae; Tetractinellida; Geodiidae.
AACUGGCCUUUGUAUUACGCGCAUGCGUAAAAAUUACCUCUUUCAUCAUCACUCGAAUCCCCAGCUUGCCGAGGAGAAGUGCAUAGAAAGAACCAUAUCGAAUGGCUGCCGCAGUGUCUGCAGUGUUUCUACGAAGCGGCCGCCGCCUGGAGAAGGCCUUUAGGUCAAGCGUUUUGCUGACAUCGCUACGGUCCGUAUCAACGUUCAAGGUAAGUGUGCUAAUACCCAGGUAAGGACCCCUACCUAAUUACUCAUAAUGACUAUAAUAUAUUGAGUUUACCUGGUGGCAAGUGGCGAGUGAAGUCGUUGGUAAUGUCUCAUUCCCAAUCUUGGUUCCAGCAUGAGGGAAUAGAAGUCAGCCUUACCCAGGACCCACGACCCAAGUCACCGGUCGAAGACCUCACAUUCGGGGCCGAAUACUCGGACCACAUGCUAUUGGUCAACUGGACAAAGAUCGACGGAUGGGACACCCCGAAAAUCGUCCCGUACGGAAAUCUGAGUCUGUCACCUGCUCUUAGUGCACUUCACUAUUCUACUGAGUGUUUUGAGGGAAUGAAGGCAUUCAAGGGAGUAGAUGGAAGAGUCCGUCUGUUUCGACCGAUGGAGAACAUGAAGAGACUCGGCAGAUCUGCCGUGGCCGCCAGCUUACCUGAAUUCGACAAGGAGGGUUUCCUGGAGUGCAUCAAGGACCUUGUCAGGGUUGACAGAGAUUGGGUCCCUCAGCCGACGGAGACCAUCAAACACCCUUCUCUCUACAUCAGACCUACCUUCAUUGGCACCGAGCCAUUCCUAGGAGUCCGAGAGCCCCACAACUCCCUCCUCUACUGCAUCACCUCACCUGUCGGCCCCUACUUCAAGACUGGCACGUUCCAACCAGUUUCUCUGUAUGCCGACCCCGCCUUUAUUCGGGCGUGGCCAGGCGGAGUCGGGGAGUCUAAGAUGGGCGGGAACUAUGGCCCAACAAUACGUAUUCAGAGGAUUGCUGAGGCCAAAGGUUACACCCAGGUACUGUGGCUGUUUGGAGAAAACCACGAGCUGACAGAGGUUGGAACGAUGAAUAUCUUUGUUCACUGGAUCAACGAAGAUGGAGACCCAGAGAUAGCCACGCCUCCUCUGAGUGGUACCAUUCUUCCCGGAGUGACUAGAUUGUCUCUUCUGGAGCUGGCUGCCACUUGGGUUAUUCUCUUUCUCUCUCUUUCACACACACACACACACACUUAAUUCUUAAAUUUGUUAACCCAGGGAAGUCACAAGGUUGUUGAGAGGACAAUAACUAUGGAUGACGUCAGGAAAGCAGUGAAAGAAAACAGACUGAAGGAGAUGUUUGGAGCUGGAACAGCUUGUGUAGUUUGUCCCGUCGCCAAAAUAGCAUUCUUGGAUGAGCAUUUGACAAUACCGACGAUGGAGAGUGGGGCUGAAGUAGCUCAGAGAUGUCUGAAAGAACUGACUGACAUUCAGUACGGCACGUGGAACACGAAUGGGCAGUGGUCAUUGACUGAAGAAAACAGAACACUAUUUUGUACACACUUUUUGCAAGGCUUAGAGCUUUUAGGACAACAACUAAAUUACUAUUGUGUGUUUAUUAUAGAUAAAUGUCAUGUAUUUACUAAAGAAACAGUAUUUUGUAUACCACACCUUAAAAGGUUUUUAUAUAAAAGGUUAUGGGGCUGAAAUGCUAUUGUUUUAAGAAAGAUGCUAAAUGUUCACUGAUAGGCUUGAGAGUGUCAAAUCCCUCGUCGUCAGAUUCUGUUUCAAUUUCACGUUCGACAUCUUCUGAAAUCCUCUUCAACACUCCCCCUCUAGUACCACUCGAGAGAGAAGCUAACAAAGAAGAUGGAGAGGAAGAAGAAGAGGAGUUUUGUUUGAGAGAGAGGAGGAGGGAGAGAGAGGGGUGAAGGAAGGUCUGUCUUCUCUGGAGGUAGUUCUCGCCGGACUGGAGACUUGCCAGGAAGGCUAGAGUGUCAGCUGCAACUCUCUCACAACAGUCAAC